Oncorhynchus masou masou (cherry salmon) is the source of this 9404-nucleotide messenger RNA. RefSeq names its product E3 ubiquitin-protein ligase UBR5. Gene Ontology annotation, cellular component: cytoplasm; nucleus. The coding region runs from base 177 to 8897 and encodes 2906 amino acids. Lineage: Eukaryota; Metazoa; Chordata; Actinopteri; Salmoniformes; Salmonidae. The record is from RefSeq and is a predicted model, not a curated record. Gene Ontology annotation, molecular function: RNA binding; ubiquitin binding; zinc ion binding. The transcript is spliced from 57 exons. Gene Ontology annotation, biological process: positive regulation of canonical Wnt signaling pathway; protein polyubiquitination.
AGAACGAAAAAGCUUGGUAGAGUUAAGAUGGCGGCAUGUGGGUGAGGAGGCUGUAGUUCUAAGCUCGGGAUUUUUUUGUCAUAAAAUAUUUACAUGAAUCCUUACAUAUACAGAUAUCGAGAAAAUAACAUUUCCUACACACUUGACACAUUUGUGUGUUAAUUUGGAUUGGAUCCAUGACAUCCAUACACUUCGUGGUUCACCCGUUGCCCGGGACUGAGGACCAGCUCAAUGACAGACUUCGUGAAGUGUCGGAGAAACUCAACAAAUACAACUUUAACAGUCAUCCACACCUCAACCUGCUGGAGCAGGCCACCUUAAAACAGUGUGUAGUUGGACCAAACCAUGCUGGCUUUCUGCUUGAGGAUGGACGUGUGUGUCGGAUCAGCUUUGCUGUCCAGCCUGAUCGUCUGGAGCUGACCAAACCAGAUGGCAACGAUGGUUCAAAGUUGAGUGGCAGUGGUUCAGGGACAGGAAGGAGCUCCAGGCCAGGCAGGACUAGUGAUCCUCCCUGGUUCCUGUCUGGCUCUGACACACUGGGCAGACUGGCAGGCAACACCCUUGGGAGUCGCUGGAGCUCCGGGGUGAACGGUGGAUCAGGUGGUGGUGGUGGUGGCGGCGGUGGCAGCAGCAGCAGUGUAGGAGGUGCGGGGGGAGGCGGUGUAGGAGGAGCUGUCAGUGGAGGUGGUGGUGGAGGCUCCUCUGGGAGGUCGUCUACAGCUGCCAGGGACUCGAGACGUCAGACCAGGGUGAUCCGCACAGGGAGGGACCGGGGCUCUGGUCUCCUGGGCAGCCAGCCCCAGCCUGUCAUCCCUGCCUCGGUCAUCCCAGAGGAACUCAUCUCCCAGGCUCAGGUGGUCCUUCAGGGGAAGUCUAGGAGUGUGAUCAUCCGGGAGCUCCAGAGGACCAACCUGGAUGUCAACCUGGCCGUCAACAACCUACUGAGCAGAGACGAUGAGGACGGUGACGAUGGCGAUGACACAGCCAGCGAGUCCUACCUCCCUGGAGAGGACCUGAUGUCCUUGCUGGACGCUGACAUCCACUCAGCCCACCCCAGUGUCAUCAUCGAUGCUGACGCCAUGUUCUCUGAGGACAUCAGCUACUUUGGCUACCCCUCCUUCAGACGCUCCUCCCUGUCCCGCCUGGGUUCCUCGCGAGUUCUCCUUCUUCCCUUAGAGCGUGACUCAGAGCUGUUGCGUGAGCGUGAGUCUGUGUUGAGGUUGCGGGAGCGAAGGUGGCUGGAUGGGGCCUCAUUUGACACAGAGAGGGGCUCCACCAGCCGCGAGGGGGAGCCCAGCCUGGACAAGAAGAACAUCCCCGUCCAGAGCCCUGUCUCUCUGGGCGAGGAGCUGCAGUGGUGGCCUGACAAGGAUGGUGUAAAGUUUGUGAGCAUUGGGUCCUUGUUCUCUGAGCUGGUGGCAGUGAGCUCUAAGGGGGAACUCUACCAGUGGAAGUGGAGUGAACCAGAACCAUACAGAAACACACAGAACCCUUCUAUCCGCCACCCCCGAGUGUCCUUCCUGGGCCUGACCAAUGAGAAGAUCACCCUGCUGUCUGCUAACAGCAUCAGAGCCACCGUGGCCACGGAGACCAAUAAGGUGGCGACCUGGAUGGAUGACACCUUGAGCAGCGUGGCGUCCAAGCUGGAACACAGUGCCCAGGCCUACCCUGAGCUGCAGGGGGAGCGCAUUGUGUCUUUGCACUGCUGUGCCCUCUACACCUGCGCCCAGUUGGAGAGCAGCCUGUACUGGUGGGGUGUGGUGCCUUUUAGUCAACGGAAAAAGAUGCUUGAAAAGGCUAGAGCCAAGAACAAGAAGCCAAAGUCGAGUGCCGGCAUCUCCUCAAUACCCAACAUCACCGUGGGAACGCAGGUGUGCCUGAGGAAUAACCCCCUCUACCACGCCGGUGCCGUUGCCUUUUCUGUUAACGCUGGGAUCCCCAAGGUGGGACUGCUCCUCGAGUCUGUCUGGAACAUGAACGAUAGCUGCAGGUUCCAGCUGCGAUCACCAGAGAGCCUCAAGAACAUGGACAAGACCAUCAAGACACAGGAGAUCAAAACGGAGAGCAAGCCGGAGUUGGUAAAGACUGAGAUGGGCCCCCCUCCUUCCCCAGCCUCCACCUGCAGUGACACCUCCUCCAUCGCUAGCAGUGCCUCGCUGCCCUACAAACGAAGACGCUCGACCCCGGCUCCCAAAGAGGAGGAGAAGGUGAACGAGGAGCAGUGGCCUCUUCGGGAAGUGGUGUUUGUGGAGGAUGUUAAAAACGUCCCUGUGGGAAAGGUGCUGAAAGUGGACGGUGCGUAUGUAGCUGUGAAGUUUCCAGGGACGUCAAGCAGCGUGAGCACACAGCCGAGUCAGACGAGUGCUCCAGCUCCCAUCACUGACUCUGACCCCUCCUCACUGCUGCAGGACUGUAGGCUGCUCAGAAUAGAUGAGUUACAGGUGGUAAAAACUGGUGGAACUCCUAAAGUUCCAGAUUGCUUCCAGCGUACACCUAAAAAACUCUGCAUCCCAGAGAAGGCUGAGAUUCUGGCUGUGAAUGUUGACUCCAAAGGAGUUCACGCAGUGCUGAAGACUGGUAACUGGGUGAGGUACUGUAUCUUUGACCUGGCCACAGGCAAAGCAGAGCAGGAGAAUAACUUCCCCACCAGUAACCUGGCCUUCCUGGGGCAGAGUGAACGCAAUGUAGCGAUCUUCACCGCCGGACAGGACUCUCCAGUCAUCCUUCGGGAUGGAAACGGCACAAUUUACCCAAUGGCCAAAGACUGUAUGGGCGGGAUCCGAGACCCUGAGUGGUUGGACCUGCCGCCCAUCGCCAGCCUGGGCAUGGGGGUACACUCCUUGGCCAACCUCCCAACCAACUCAACCAUCAAGAAGAAAGCUGCUAUUAUCAUAUUAGCUGUGGAGAAGCAGACGUUGAUGCAGCACGUGCUGCGUUGUGACUUUGAUGCCUGUCGUCAGUACCUGGUCAACCUGGAGCAGGCUGUUCUCCUGGAGCAGAGUCCCCACGUUCUCCACUCCUUCCUGGGCCACCGCUGCGACGGCAACCGCAACAUCCUCCACGCCUGCGUCUCCGUCUGCUUCCCCGUCAGCAACAAGGAGACCAAGGAGGAGGAAGAAGCUGAACGGUCUGAGAGGAAUACGUUUGCAGAGAGACUGUCAGCAGUGGAGGCCAUCGCCAAUGCAAUCUCCGUGGUGUCUAGCAACAGCUCUGGGAACAGGACGGGCUCUUCUAGCAGCAGAGGGCUGCGUCUGAGGGAGAUGAUGAGGCGCUCUCUGAGAGCAGCGGGACUUGGCCGUCACGAGUCUGGCCCCUCCUCCAGCGACCACCAGGACCCUGUGUCCCCACCUAUCGCCCCUCCCAGCUGGGUGCCUGACCCCCCUCCCAUGGACCCAGAUGGUGACAUAGACUUCAUCCUGGCCCCUGCAGUGGGAUCUCUCACCACAGCCUCAACAGGGACCAGCCAGGGCCCCAGCACCUCCACUAUACCAGGCCCCUCCUCUGAGCCUUCAGUGGUGGAGUCUAAAGACCGCAAGGCCAACGCCCACCUCAUCCUCAAACUGAUGUGUGACAGCAUGGUUCUCAGGCCACACCUCCGCGAGCUGCUAUCCGCCAAGGAUGCCCGUGGAAUGACCCCGUUCAUGCUGGCAGUCAGCGGGAGAGCUUACCCAGCUGCCAUUACUGUUCUGGAGGCUGCUCAGAAAAUGGCCAAGGUGGGAGACCCCAGCAUGACUGAGAAGGUGGAAGCAGACUCUGUGUUCAUGGAGAUGAUUUGUCCCACGGGGACCAACCCUGACGACUCUCCUCUCUACGUCCUCUGCUGCAAUGACACCUGCAGCUUCACCUGGACAGGAGCUGAACACAUCAACCAGGAUAUCUUUGAGUGCCGGACCUGCGGCCUGUUGGAGUCUCUCUGCUGCUGCACUGAGUGCGCCAGGGUGUGUCACAAAGGACACGACUGCAAACUCAAGAGGACCUCUCCCACUGCGUACUGUGACUGCUGGGAGAAGUGUAAGUGUAAGACGCUAAUUGCUGGACAGAAAGCUGCUCGCCUGGACCUACUGUACAGACUGCUCACCACCACUAACCUGGUCACCAGUCCAAACAGCCGGGGGGAGCAUAUCCUUCUGUUCCUGGUGCAGACUGUUGCUCGGCAGAGUGUGGAGCACUGCCAAUACCGGCCCCCUCGCAUCAGAGAGGACAGGAACCGCAAGGCUGCCAAUGCUGAAGACUCUGACAUGCCGGACCAUGACCUGGAACCUCCACGCUUCGCCCAGCUGGCCCUGGAGAGGGUGCUGCAGGACUGGAAUGCUCUCAAGUCCAUGAUAAUGUUCGGAUCCCAGGAGAAUAAAGACCCGUUGAGUGCCAGCAGCCGUAUCGCCCAUCUCCUUCCGGAGGAGCAGGUGUACCUGAACCAGCAGAGUGGCACCAUCCGCCUGGACUGCUUCACACACUGUCUCAUUGUCAAGUGUGCCCCUGACAUUACAUUUAUUGACACCCUACUGGGGACCUUGGUGAAAGAGCUGCAGAACAAGUACACUCCUGGCCGGAGAGAGGAGGCCGUCGUCGUCACCAGGAGGUUCCUGCGCUCCGUGGCCAGGGUGUUUGUCAUCCUCAGCGUCGAGAUGGCUUCAUCCAAAAAGAAAAAUAACUUCAUCCCCCAGCCCAUUGGGAAGUGCAGGCGUGUGUUCCAGGCCCUGCUGCCCUAUGCGGUGGAGGAGCUGUGCAACGUGGCGGAGUCUCUCAUCGUGCCUGUGAGGAUGGGCAUUGCCCGGCCCACUGCCCCCUUCACCCUGGCCAGCACCAGCAUCGACGCCGUGCAGGGCAGCGAGGAACUCUUCUCUGUGGAACCCUUGCCACCGAGACCCUCCCCAGACCAGUCCAGCAAUUCUAGUCAGACUGCAUCGUCCUACAUCAUCAGGAACCCCCAGCCUCGCCGCAGCAGCCAGUCCCAGCCGGUCAGAGGGCGAGACGAGGAGCAGGAUGACAUUGUGUCUGCUGACGUUGAAGAGGUAGAGGUUGUCGAGGGCGUUGCCGGGGAGGAGGAUCACCAUGAAGACCAAGAGGAACAGGGAGAGGAGAACGCUGAGGCAGAGGGACAGCAUGAUGAACAUGAUGAGGAUGGAAGCGACAUGGAGUUGGAUCUGCUGGCUGCUGCGGAGACGGAGAGUGACAGCGAGAGUAACCAUAGCAACCAGGACAAUGCCAGCGGUCGGAGGAGUGUUGUCACCGCAGCAACUGCCGGCUCUGAAGCAGGUGCCAGCAGUGUCCCUGCCUUCUUUUCAGAGGACGACUCCCAGUCCAACGACUCGAGCGACUCGGACAGCAGCAGCAGCCAGAGCGACGACGUGGACCAGGAGACCUUCCUUUUGGAUGAGCCUUUGGAGAGGACCACCACCGCCUCGCACGUCAACAGUGCUGCCCAGGCGCCACGCUCCAUGCAGUGGGCUGUACGUAACACCCCCAGCCAGAGAGCCACGGGCAGCGCCCCCUCCAGCUCCUCCACCCCCGCUGCAGCGAGCUCCACAGGUCUGAUCUACAUCGACCCGUCCAACCUGCGGCGCAGCAGUGCCAUCAGCACUAGCGCGGCCGCUGCUGCUGCAGCUCUGGAGGCCUCCAACUCGUCCAGCUACCUGACGUCAGCCUCCAGCUUAGCCCGGGCCUACAGCAUCGUCAUCAGACAGAUCUCUGACCUGAUGAGCCUCAUCCCCAAGUACAACCAUCUGGUCUACUCCCAGUACCCUGCUGCAGUCAAACUCACCUACCAGGAUGCUGUCAACCUGCAGAACUUUGUUGAGGAGAAGCUGAUCCCUACGUGGAACUGGAUGGUGUCCAUCAUGGACUCUACAGAGGCUCAGCUGCGUUACGGCUCGGCCCUGUCCUCAGCAGGUGACCCCGGUCACCCAUCCCACCCCCUCCACGCCUCGCAGCACUCUGCCCGCAGGGAGCGCAUGACCGCCCGCGAGGAAGCCAGCCUCCGCACCUUGGAGGGACGCAGGUCUGGACGUGCUGCCACUCUGCUGACAGUGCGUCAAGGGAUGAUGUCAGCACGGGGAGACUUCCUGAACUACGCCCUGUCUCUGAUGCGUUCCCAUAAUGACGAGCACUCUGACGUUCUGCCUGUGCUGGAUGUGUGUUCUCUCAAACACGUGGCCUACGUCUUCCAGGCCCUCAUCUACUGGAUCAAAGCCAUGAACCAGCAGACAACUCUGGACACAACACAGAUGGACCGCAAGAGGAGCCGAGAGAUUCUGGAACUGGGACUGGACAAUGAAGAUUCUGAACAUGAGAAUGAUGAGGACACCAAUCAAAGUUCCACGCUCCAGGAUAAGGAGGAUGACACGGUCCCUGCUGAGAUGGGACAGAACCACCCAUUCUUCCGGCGCUCUGACUCCAUGACCUUCUUGGGCUGUAUCCCCCCCAACCCCUUCGAGGUCCCCCUGGCUGAGGCCAUCCCCCUGGCAGACCAGCCUCACCUCUUGCAGCCAAAUGCAAGGAAGGAGGAUCUGUUUGGCCGUCCUAGUCAGGGCCUGUACUCGUCCUCGUACACAGCAAGCAAAGGCCUGGCCGAGGCCACCCUGGACCGCAGCUGCAUGGAGGUUAACAUGGGCUCCUCUCAGAUCCUACCCACUAAGAUGUCCUACUCCGCCAACUUGAAGAACGUGAUGAGUAUGGAGACUAGUCAGCGCGGCCGAGAGGACCAGCCCAUGGACCAGGAGCUAGUGGCUCCAAAGCCAGGCCCCUCACCCCACGACCUAGCUGCCCAGCUGAAGAGCAGCCUCCUGGCUGAAAUAGGUCUCACUGAGAGUGAUGGCCCCCCGCUCCCUUCCUUUAGACCCCACUGUAGUUUCAUGGGGAUGGUGAUAUCCCAUGACAUGCUGCUGGGCCGCUGGCGUCUGUCUCUGGAGCUGUUCGGGCGCGUCUUCAUGGAGGAUGUUGGAGCAGAGCCUGGAUCGAUUCUGACCGAGCUGGGGGGUUUUGAGGUGAAGGAGUCGAAGUUCCGCCGGGAGAUGGAGAAACUCCGUAACCUCCAGUCCCGUGACCUGGCCCUGGAGGUGGACCGUGAUCGUGACCAGUUGAUCCAGCAGACCAUGAGGCAGCUCAACACCCACUUUGGACGGCGCUGCACCACCACACCCAUGGCUGUGCACCGCGUCAAGGUCACCUUCAAGGACGAGCCGGGCGAGGGUAGUGGCGUGGCCCGUAGCUUCUACACGGCCAUCGCCCUGGCCUUCCUGUCCAAUGACAAGCUGCCCAACCUGGACUGUGUGCAGAGCGUCAGCAAGGGCAUGCAGGCCAGCAGUACGUGUCAUCACGAUUACAACUCAAGUAUGACAUUGAAUCUGAUGCAGCGGCUGAGGAACAGAGACCGGGAGAGGGAGCGGAGGAGUGGAGGGCUCCGAGCCGGCUCUAGGAGAGACCGAGACAGCUCCCGUUUGGCUAAUGUCUCUUCUACCAACCUUGAUCGCGGUUCCCGCAGCACUGACAGCUGUGUUGACAUGACAACUGGGUCGGAGUUCCGAACCUUCAAAUGGAUCAUGGACUCGAGGAGACAGCUGUCCAUUGACACCCGGCCCUUCAGGCCAGCCUCGGAGGGAAACCCCAGUGAUGAACCUGACCCCCUGCCUGCCCACAGACAGGCCCUGGGAGAGAGGCUGUACCCCCGCGUCCACGCUAUGCAGCCGGCGUUUGCCAGUAAGAUCACUGGGAUGCUGCUGGAGCUCUCCCCAGCCCAGCUGCUGUUGCUCCUGGCCAGUGAGGACUCUCUCAGGGCCAGGGUGGAGGAGGCCAUGGAGCUGCUCAUUGCACAUGGAAGGGAAAAUGGUGCUGACAGCAUACUGGACCUGGGUCUCCUGGAGGCUCCUGAGAAAGCACAGCAGCAGGAGAACCGUAAGCGUCAUGGCUCCACGCGCAGUGUGGUGGACAUGGAGCUGGACGACCCUGAAGACGGAGAUGACAACGCUCCCCUGUUCUACCAGCCCGGGAAGAGAGGCUUCUACUCUCCCCGGCCCGGCAAGAACACUGAGGCCAGGCUCAACUGCUUCAGGAACAUCGGCAGAAUACUAGGGCUGUGUCUGCUGCAGAAUGAGCUCUGUCCAAUUACUUUGAACAGACAUGUCAUCAAGGUGCUGCUCGGCAGAAAGGUGAACUGGCAUGACUUUGCCUUCUUUGACCCGGUAAUGUACGAGAGCCUGCGGCAGUUGAUCCGUCACUCUCAGGCUGGAGAGGCGGACGCUGUGUUUGCAGCCAUGGACCUGGCCUUUGCCAUAGACCUGUGUAAGGAGGAAGGGGCUGGACAGGUGGAGCUGCUGUCAGGUGGGGUCAACAUGCCUGUGACUCCUCUCAACGUUUACGAAUAUGUGAGAAAGUACGCCGAACACAGGAUGCUGGUGGUUGCCGAGCAACCUCUUCAUGCAAUGAGGAAGGGUCUGUUGGAUGUCCUUCCUAAGAACGCCCUGGAGGACUUGACAGCUGAGGACUUCAGGCUGCUGGUCAAUGGCUGUGGAGAGGUCAACGUGCAGAUGCUCAUCAGCUUCACUUCCUUCAAUGAUGAAUCUGGUACAAAGACCUUGGCCCGUAUUCACAAAGAAUCUCAGAGGGAAAAUGCUGAUAAGUUGUUGCAGUUCAAACGCUGGUUUUGGUCCAUUGUGGAGAAGAUGAGCAUGACUGAGAGGCAAGAUCUGGUGUACUUCUGGACCUCCAGUCCGUCUUUGCCAGCCAGUGAGGAAGGCUUCCAGCCCAUGCCCUCCAUCACCAUCAGGCCUCCGGAUGACCAGCACCUGCCCACGGCCAACACCUGCAUCUCGCGUCUCUACGUGCCACUCUACUCCUCCAAACAGAUUCUAAAACAGAAACUCUUACUAGCCAUUAAGACCAAGAACUUUGGUUUUGUGUAGAGGUUGACAAACAUGUUUACCUGUUGUGUAAUAUUUACCUAGUUCCAUUUUUGUAGAUUUGUUUUUUGUCUAUACAAUUUUAUGGAAAUCGAAGAAAAUACAAAAAUGCUGUCGCUCCCCUGGCGGUUAUUUUGUUUGUGUUGUGAACACAGACGGCUUGUUCUUAUUUUAUUUUAUUAUUAUUUUUUAGUUCUGAAGGUAAUAUACAUUCCUGCAUUGGCUUUGUAAAGUUGAAGCCCUCUGCUCUAUUGGCUUAAACCUUUUACUUCCCAGGAAUUUGGCUUGACAGCAAACUGUGUGCCGAAGCUCAGCCAAAGAGGACCGCAGUAGAAGUAUUUAAAAAGUAAAAGUAUAAUAAAUAAAAAAACACUGUGAUUAUGAUUUUGUUCCUUGCCCUAAACAGAAUACUUACUAUCACUGACAGUUUGCUGCUGCCUUGGUGGAAAGUUAUUAUUUUUCUUGUAUAAGGGGAGUAGGGAAUUUCAAAAUAAACUUGGAUGCAAAUUA